AUGGCGUCGCCACGUAUGUCGCAUCCCGAUCAACCCAUAAUCGUAGUUGCGAGACAAAGUGCUGACCGCCGUUCACCAACAGAGAAGAUCCGUACGCCGAUUACCGACCUCUUCGGAAUCAACCACCCCAUCAUGCUGGCUGGUAUGAACGUUGCUGCCGGCCCGAAACUGGCGGCCGCCGUCACGAACGCUGGUGGUCUGGGUGUUAUUGGAGGCUUUUCGUACAGCCCCGACAUGCUCAAGGAGCAGAUCGACGAGAUGAAGUCUUACAUGAACGACAAGAAUGCGCCGUUUGGUAUUGACCUGUUGCUUCCCCAGGUUGGUGGCAAUGCGAGAAAGACGAAUUACGACUACACGAAGGGCAAGCUGAACGAGCUGAUCGACAUCAUCAUCGAGUCCGGUGCCAAACUAUUCGUCUCCGCCGUCGGUGUACCGCCCAAAGCCGUCGUCGACAAGCUACACAAGAACGGAAUCUACUAUAUGAACAUGGUGGGACAUCCCAAGCACGUCCAGAAGGCUCUAGAUGUCGGCUGCGACAUGAUUUGCGCCCAGGGUGGCGAGGGUGGUGGCCACACCGGAGACGUCCCCACGACGGUGCUGAUCCCAGCAUGUGUACAAAUAUGUAAAGGUCAGAAGGGCCCUUUGACUGGCCAGGAUGUUCCGGUCAUUGCUGCCGGCGGUAUUCACAACGGUCAAAUGCUGGCCGCGUCCCUGAUGAUGGGUGCUGCUGGUGUCUGGGUUGGUACCAGAUUCAUCCUGGUCGACGAGGCCGGAGCCCCCGAAUCGCACAAGGAGGCGGUCAGAACCGCUGGGUUCAACGACACGAUCCGCACGCUCAUCUUCACCGGGCGACCUCUGAGAGUCCGCACCAACCCCUACAUCGAGAACUGGGAGAACGAGCGCCAAGCUGAAAUCAAAGAGUUGACUGCCAAGGGUGUGUUGCCCUACGAGGCUGAUCUAGAGAAGGUCGCCAACGGCACAGCCGAGGGAGGGCCGCGAGAAGGGUCCAGCGAAGAAGAAGAUGUUGAUGAUCUGAUGGACCAGUUCCGCCCCUACCUGAUGGGCAAGUGUGCGGCAUUGGUCAACGAGCAGAAGAGCGCGAAAGCAGUGGUCGACGAGUUUGUCACUGAUGCAGCGGCGGCGCUAGCCCAGGGAACCAGGAUGGUGGCGAAGCUGUAG
Molecule: messenger RNA, 1179 nt
Organism: Anthostomella pinea
Lineage: Eukaryota; Fungi; Ascomycota; Sordariomycetes; Xylariales; Xylariaceae
Source: the annotation of a GenBank genome assembly